Molecule: messenger RNA, 2299 nt
Organism: Cynoglossus semilaevis (tongue sole)
Lineage: Eukaryota; Metazoa; Chordata; Actinopteri; Pleuronectiformes; Cynoglossidae
Gene: hsf4
Product: heat shock transcription factor 4
Exons: 13
Coding region: 744-2033 (429 amino acids)
Biological process (GO): regulation of DNA-templated transcription
Molecular function (GO): sequence-specific DNA binding; DNA-binding transcription factor activity
Source: RefSeq, a predicted model, not a curated record
AUUCUGAAACACCAAUAUGUGCUGAAGUUAUUCCAGAAUUUAUGGAACGUUGGUAUAUAGUUUUUACCCAGAUGAGCAAAAUAAGCUCGACAGGUAGAGGGCAGCAUUGCUGCCAAUGAAAACAUCAAACAUUCCCGCCUUUUGUUUUGAUCAAGUUUGAUCAAUUUUGUUAUUGAUAAAGAUUGGGAAGCCAUUAUUCAGCACACUGUGAAACACUGUUGGCUUAUUGUUGCUUUGCUUCGGUGAAACUACAGCUUUUGUUGCUGCUGGAUUGUUUAACAGGUCAGGACUUUAUUGUCAUCGUGAGGCCAGGGGGCAGCGCAGGGGUUGGGGGGUUAGUGGGUUGGUAGAGUUGGACUUGAAUGGUGUGAGGUGCGUGCUGACAUGGAGAUUCUGUGAUGGGACUCAUUUGGGUGAAGAGUGCAGCAGGAAGGACAGAGAGCAGCGGAGUCAGAGGAGGAAGAUACAGUUGAACAAGAAGAAAUAAAUACAUUUGUUUAUUUUUGUAGAGAUUAUUAGGAAUUAAGGACAGAUUAGGACAGGAGUUUGGUCCGGAUGACCCACAGAGGGUGACAUGGAAUCAAAAAGACAAAGACAAACUUGGGAUUAUCAGUGAAGGAUUAACAGAGCAGGAAUAUCUUAAAAAUGGACUGACAAGAAAGCGUCGACAGCACAAACACACAUUUUUAUUUUUAUUUAUUUAUUUAUUUUUUGCUGCCAUCCAUCUGUCAACGUAUUUAAGUAUGCAGGAGUCUCCAGGUGCCAUGGGUGUGGACGGCAGCUAUGUCAGUAACGUCCCCGCUUUCCUCACCAAGCUGUGGACGUUGGUUGAGGAUCCAGACACCAACCAUCUUAUCUGCUGGAGCUCUACAGGGACUAGUUUUCAUGUCUUUGACCAGGGACGAUUCGCCAAAGAAGUUCUUCCAAAGUACUUUAAACACAACAACAUGGCUAGUUUUGUACGACAGCUCAAUAUGUAUGGUUUUCGUAAAGUUGUGAACAUCGAGCAGAGCGGUCUGGUGAAGCCGGAGAGAGACGACACGGAGUUCCAGCACCUGUACUUCCUGCAGGGCCACGAACAUAUGUUGGAGCACAUCAAGAGAAAGGUGUCCAUGGUUAAGAGCGAGGAGACCAAAGUUCGCCAGGAGGACCUGAGUAAACUGCUGUACGAAGUCCAGCUGCUCAGAACACAGCAGGACAACAUGGAGUGUCAGGUGCAGGACAUGAAACAGCAGAACGAGGUCCUGUGGAGAGAGGUGGUCUCACUGAGGCAGAACCACACGCAGCAGCAGAAAGUCAUGAACAAGCUGAUUCAGUUUCUGUUCAGCCAAAUGCAGCCCAACUCACCCAGCACUGUGGGCCUGAAGAGAAAGCUGCCCCUCAUGUUGGACGACGGCUCCAGUCCUGCUUCAAAGUUCAACCACAGUAACGUCAUGGAGACCAUGCAGGAGCCCUUCUUCAUCCAGUCGACAUCCAAUGACAGCGCCUCCUGCUCUGCAGCUGGUCUGACAGGAGGACCAAUCAUAUCAGACGUUACUGACAUGACUCAGGCCAGCAGGGCCCUGCAGAUGCAGCUUCAUGACACCAGAGACAAAGGCCUAAUGCUCAUCAAAGAAGAGCCUGUGAGCCCAGGGGUGAGAGGGGGAGUAGGAAAGGGAGGCGGUGCAGAGGGAGGAGAAGGUGCGGUGGUGAACGCACCCACCUGUGAGGAACCGCCCGUCCUCCCUGUGGCUAUGGUCCAGUCCGUGUUGGAGGGGCGGAGCUCUGCGGCGGAGAGGAGGAGUAAGAGGAUUCCUCUGGACAGGGUGGAGGACAUGGACAUGAGUCUGGAGGACCUCCAGCAGCUGCUGCUGCUCAGGAGUCAUCAGCAGAACACGGUGGAGGCUGGAAGCAGCGCUGGGAUGGAUCCCUUCAGUUUGAGCCUGCCUCUGCCUGAGUGGAGCUUCACGGAGAUGGAGUCCAACCUCCGACCAUACAUGUUCCAGAAUCAGGAAGCAGAAGCUUUUACAGCGGCCGGCUGUGAGGAGCAGUGAUGGACGUCGGCUGUUGUCGUCCUGAGGCCAGGUUUCCAUAGAAACACAUGGGUCUUCAUUGCUGUGUGAGUAUGACAGCUUUGAAUCCUCCUGGGGCGAAGCCUCCACAGGACUGUUCUGUCAGCGUCUCUCCACACUGACAGGAGUCCAUGUUGACACGAAUCAGUGAAACUCUUGUCUGCGGCGCGAGGCUGGAACUGUGUGGACAAUUACCGUAUUUUCCAGACUAUUAUUCGCAACAGUGCCCUCUAGCGUGAAAAUAACAA